Falco peregrinus (peregrine falcon) is the source of this 1807-nucleotide messenger RNA. RefSeq names its product VHL binding protein 1 (gene VBP1). Gene Ontology annotation, cellular component: cytoplasm; prefoldin complex. Gene Ontology annotation, molecular function: tubulin binding. The transcript has 6 exons. NCBI's taxonomy places the organism in Eukaryota, Metazoa, Chordata, Aves, Falconiformes, Falconidae. Gene Ontology annotation, biological process: microtubule-based process; tubulin complex assembly; protein folding. The record is from RefSeq and is a predicted model, not a curated record. The coding region runs from base 64 to 657 and encodes 197 amino acids.
GCGUGAUGACGUAUCGCUGCGGCGUCCCGGCGAAGGCCGCGCGCGCACCAUCGGUUCCCCAAGAUGGCGGCGGCCACCAGCGGCGAGACGGGGUGCGGCGAGGCGGCGGCGGGCGAGAAGCGCGGCCCCCUCGGCAUCCCCGAGGCGGUCUUCGUGGAAGAUGUAGAUUCUUUUAUGAAACAGCCUGGAAAUGAGACAGCAGAUGUAGUUCUUAAGAAGUUGGAUGAGCAGUAUCAGAAGUAUAAAUUUUUGGAACUUAAUCUUGCUCAAAAGAAAAGGAGGCUAAAAAGUCAGAUUCCUGAAAUUAAACAGACAUUAGAAAUUUUAAAACACAUGCAGAAGAAAAAGGAUUCCACAAAUCCAAUGGAAACCAGAUUUUUAUUGGCAGAUAAUCUCUACUGCAAAGCUUCAGUUCCUCCUACAGAUAAAGUUUGUUUGUGGUUGGGGGCCAAUGUGAUGCUUGAAUACGAUAUUGAUGAAGCUCAGGCUCUGUUAGAGAAGAAUUUGUCAACAGCCACAAGAAACCUUGAUCUUCUAGAGGAAGACCUGGAUUUUCUUAGAGAUCAGUUCACCACUACAGAAGUCAAUAUGGCUAGAGUUUAUAAUUGGGAUGUAAAGAGAAGAAACAAGCAAGACCCUUCAAAAAACAAAGCAUAGUUUUGCCAAUUUUAAAUGUGGUUUCAAUUUCCAAAUACUUUUUAUUUAAACACCCCCAAAGUUCAUUCUUAAGGGACUGAGUUACUUUAAGCAUUUCAGUUGAUGGUAAAAUAUAUAAAAACUAAUGGUGAGCACCAUUUUAUUUAUUUGUAAACUCAAAAUUUAGUUUCGUGCAUGCUUCAUGAAAUGAAUUAUUUGAAAAGGCACCACACAGUCCAGCAAAGGCCAUUAGUAUUUUGAUCAGGCCAGUCUGUCGUAAGUAAGUUUCUACCUGAGCACUUGUCUGAAAAGUCGAGAGGGGCAUGUAUGAAAUGGAGUGUGACAUUUUAGCGGGUUAAGGUAACGCAGGGGUUUCCUUUUGCAUCUCUGCGUACAGCAGAUGAAGUCAGAAGUCGAUUUGGGCUGGGAAGACAUGCAGCUGUAAUGUUCUAGGAAACAGAAAAUACAGUGAAGUCUUGGAUUUUGUUUCAGUCAGUUAAUUGGCAGCACCAAUCUGCAAGCAUUCCUGGAUAUCCACUUCGGAUAAACUUGUUUUUAAUAAUUAUUGGUUAGUUAACUGCCUGUUACUGAACUCUCAGCACUUUACAUACAAGAGUUUGUGACUUGUCUUCAGAGAAGCGUGGUAAAUGGAGUAAACAGCACAAGCCUGGGUCAAGACCGCAGGCGAUCUCGCCCGUUCUUUUUCAUACAUGUGCACACGUUGCUUAUUUUUGCAAAUGCAUUGAUCAAGGACCCCAAAAUGCUGAUAGCCUGUAAUCAUGAACCCCCCUAUUUAUGAUCCCUCAGACAAGAAGUCCAGUUCAAAAAAUGUCUUAAUGCUCUCAGUCUCCCAGGUGGUGAAACCUGUAUUAGGUGAGGAUGGCUUACUGAAGCAUGACUUCUGGUGUUUACAGUUGGAAUAUUUUUUUGGUUCUUACCAAGCCUUGCAAGAUUGUUGCCUUUUACCUCUGCAGUCUCUUUCCAAAAUGAAAUGCUCAGUGGUGAUGUCAGUGGCUAAUAUUCACAUUCUGUGACUGAGAAUACAGGUUUCGCUGCGAAAUAAAUGCAAAUGUUAACUGUUCAAUCUUCAUGUAAGAAACAAUAUACCUGUAAAUUUUUUGUACUUUUAUUUCAUGAUAUUAAAAUAGUAAAACUAAACAGUUGUGGCAAA